UAUAUAUAUGAUGGUUGUUCUUAUUGAUUUCAAAGCGUGUGGGCAAAGUGAACAGGAUAUCAUUUUUGUCCUGGAUUCCUCUACAAGUGUUGGUACUGACAAUUUUCGUGAGGUCCUGAAUUUCGUCAAAGAUCUGCUGUCGAAUGCUGAUAUCGAUUCUGGGCGAGUUCGUGUGGGAACACUCAUUUAUAGUACAGGUGUUGAAGUAAGAUUCAAUCUAAAUGAGUUUAACACCAAAGCUGAUGUAUUUAGAGCAAUAGAUAAUAUACCGUACAUACUUGGAAACACCAACACUGCCGGUGGUAUCCGAGUAAUGAGUACUGAAAUGUUUACAUCAAGGAAUGGUGAUAGAGAAGGUAUUCCGAAUAUUGCAUUUGUAAUAACUGAUGGUCAGUCUAAUAUAAACACAAAAGAUACUAUUCCAAAUGCUGAGCUUGCUCGGAUAUCUGGUAUUGAUAUAUAUGCUAUUGGAAUCGGGCUACUGGAAACUACGGAACUUGAGGGGAUUUCCAGCAGACCUCUAGAAGAAUUUCUGUUCACUGUCGAGGAAUUCACGGAGUUACAGGGAUUGAAGGAGACAAUAUUUGAAACCGUCUGUCCAGAAACUCCUGCUCCAACUACGGAUCCAACAACAACCACGACAACUAUACCGCCUACCACUUUAUCUGCUUGUGUGUCGACAGAACAGGAUAUCGUGUUUGUACUUGAUUCAUCUACUAGUGUUGGUGACGACAACUUCCGGCGAAUCAUUGACUUUGUAAAGUCCUUCUUAAAUAUAGCGGAAAUCGAUUCUGGAGCAGUUCGUGUUGGCGUUCUCACUUAUAGCACUGAUGUAAACAUUCAGUUCCUACUGAAUACAUGGGGGACUAAGGAUGACAUAUAUCGAGCCUUAGAUGUUAUACCAUACGCGUAUGGUAGCACAAACACAGCAGAUGCGCUGAAAAUGAUGAGAACUGAGAUGUUCCGAACGUUUGCAGGAGAUAGGCCUUAUGUUCCGAACAUUGCUAUAGUUGUCACAGACGGUGUAUCAAAUAUCAACUCGAGGCAGACCGUCCCUGAAGCGGAUAACGCGAAAUCAGCCGGUAUACAAAUUUACGCUCUAGGAAUAGGCAUCACAGAAAAGAAGGAACUUAAACAAAUAGCUAGUUCUCCUUUAUCUGAUUAUCUGUACACUGUAGAAGAUUUCUCGGAAUUGGAUCUCCUCCAGGAUAACAUCUUCAGGAAUUUCUGCCCUGUUUCAAGUCCAACAACACAGCCCGUAGUAAGGUGCGUGGGUGUUCCACAAGAUUUGAUAUUCGUCCUGGAUUCCUCAACCAGUGUUGGUGAUGACAACUUUCGACGAAUGUUGGAAUUCGUAAAGGACAUUCUUUUACUCGCCGACAUCGACUCUGGCAAUGUCAGGGUAGGCGUUUUGAUAUAUAGUUCUGGGGUAGAAAUACAAUUUCAUUUAAAUGAAUACCAAACACAAGCUGCCGUAUUUCAGGCUAUUGAUAAGGUGCCAUAUAUACUAGGUAGUACGAACACAGCGGAUGGAUUAAUGGUCAUGCGCAAUGAAAUGUUUUCAUUUCAACAUGGUGACCGUCCUGAUGUCCCCAAUGUAGGUAUAGUUGUAACAGAUGGACAAUCCAAUAUAAACUCGCUGAGAACCAUCCCUGAGGCCAACGAAGCCAAGUCGUCAGGGAUAGAUAUAUAUGCUAUUGGCAUAGGACUAAAAGAGACCAAAGAGUUAAAGGGAAUAGCUAGUGAGCCAUUAGAGGAUUUCCUGUACACGGUGAGAGGGUUCGAGGACUUACACAAUCUCAAGGAUAGGAUGUUCGAGUCCAUCUGUCCGGGUAACACAGUUUGUAAUUUCUGGUGGAGGUUAAUUACUUAACUAUUUCUAACAUGCUCUAGCUCAUGACUGGCGUCGCUAACACAGGUGUUAAAUGUUCACCUAAAUAUGUUCCUGUAAUUUUGACGUCAUAUCGAUGUUACUGUUGGUCGUAAUGUUGAUCGUCUUUGUGUCUGCUAUGAUUUGUGGAACAUCAUGUAUAACGGUCUGCUGGUAUGCACAUAUGAACUGAUAUAUCACGAAGUAACCUCCUCACUUAUAUGCUGUCGUAUAAAAAUGUCGCUGAAAGUGUUUGUGGACUGUUUGGGAUAGGUAUAUAUUGCCUUAUAAUGGAAUAAUCAGUGUUUGUCGGCUGUUUUGGGUGUGUCUCGUGUCAUAAUGGAAUAAACCAGUGUUUGUCGGCUGUUUGGGGUGUGUCUUGUGUCGUAAUGGAAUAAUCAGUGUUUGUCGGCUGUUUGGGGUGUGUCCCGUGUCAUAAUGGAAUAAACCAAUGUUUGUCGACUGUUUAGUAUGUGUCUUGUUUCAUAAAGAAAAAAACCAGUGAUUGUUGGCUGUUUGGGCGGGGUGUAUCUUGUCUCAUAAUGGAAUAAACCAGUGUUUGUCGGCUGUUUGGGGUGUAUCUUGUCUCAUAAUGGAAUAAUCAGUGUUUGUCGGCUGUUUGGGAUGGGUGUAUCUUGUCUCAUACUGGUAUAUAUCAGCGUUUGCUGGGAUCGAAAGCCAAUGUAAUGAUUAUUUUAUAUAUUGUUUGCCGUCGUAUGUCAUGUAAACAUCGUCAUUAAAUCAAUGUGGUGUGUAUCUAACUAGAAAUAUAUAUCUAACUUAAUAAUGACCUCCAUAUACCUGAAAUGACCAUCAGGUGUGACAUCAUAUAUUCGGUAACGGGCUAGUCUUGUCAUGUGGUACAAUAUGUUUGCUUUAUACGGUGCUAUUCCGAGUACAUUAUAGCUAUAUAAUAAAUCGAUUCUUCGGAAUAUUUUUAGAAAGAUGUUAUCUUAAAAAUUAAUUUUAGGCUGUGAUUGCAUAACAGAUAGUAAUGAUAAAGCUCUGGAAUUCUGUAAAUUUUAAUAUUAUCGUAAUGGUAGAGUAAAAUAUAUUUUUAGUGAUUUAAUAAACGCUGAAAUGAUACAGUGUCAUUAUUGUAGUUUGAUUACCAUGUAAUAAAAAUAAAUAUCUAGAAAUAUCAACACCAACGACAACGUCAACAACGACGACAACAUCACCAAC
This is a messenger RNA of Pecten maximus, 3055 nucleotides long. Its product is annotated as collagen alpha-1(XII) chain-like. Bases 8 to 1873 code for a protein of 621 amino acids. The record is from RefSeq and is a predicted model, not a curated record. Lineage: Eukaryota; Metazoa; Mollusca; Bivalvia; Pectinida; Pectinidae. The transcript has 5 exons.